Messenger RNA from Dictyostelium discoideum AX4, 393 nucleotides. RefSeq lists its product as hypothetical. Lineage: Eukaryota; Evosea; Eumycetozoa; Dictyosteliales; Dictyosteliaceae. The transcript is spliced from 2 exons. The record is from RefSeq and is a predicted model, not a curated record. Bases 1 to 393 code for a protein of 130 amino acids.
AUGGAAAUUCAUUAUACUCCAUUUAUUAGAGUUAUUAAUUCAACUGGAAAUUUUAUUGAUUUCAAAUUAAAUAUUGGAGUUACAAAUAUCGGGAGAGGUAAUUCUAAUGAUAUUCCAAUAGAUGAUCCAAUAAUUUCUUCAAUUAAUUCUUCCUUAUAUUUUGAUGGUUAUACAUUUUCAUUUUUUGAUUUAACUGAAGUUAAUAAAACAUAUAUUAAAUAUCAAGAAAAUGAGAAUCCUAUAUUAAUAGAGCCAAAUACACCAUAUCAAAUUAUAAAUGGAACUAGAAUUCAAUUGAGUGAUGAUACUCAAUUAAUUUUAUUAUUUUGUGAAGAUUGUGAAAAUCAUCACCAAACUUCUUUUACUGAAAAAAAAGCAGCUGCAAUAUUUUAG